CAUCUUGCCAACUGGAUUGGCUCAUAAACCUUGCAUUAUCCACAGAGCAUCUCCGUUAUGAGUGAGAAAAUGCGGUAGUGGAUCUCCGUAACCACCACCAUCAGUUACGGACAGCACUCACGAUGCCGUAUUCCGUUCUUUCCAUGUCUGGGGUGGUGAUGUUGUGUUUGUGAACGUUCAAGGGAAGAAGGAGCUUAGAAGGGAGGAGGAUCUUCGGGAUGCAUAUAAGGGUCCCGUCCUCUCAGUCCUCCCUCGAAAGAGUUUUGCUUGACAUUCCACAUUAGCAUCCAGCUUCAGCCUCCAUCUACAACUCACUACUACUACUUCACCUUAAUACUACCAAGUCUUCUUCUUGGAUAAUACCAUAAUCACCAAGCCAAACCAAACCAAACCACCACAUCACUUCCACAUCCAUCAAAAUGCAGCUCUCCAAGAUCCUCAGCCUCUUCACCCUGGCCACCGCCGCCUCUGCUACCACCGUCUCCUACGACACCGGCUACGACGACGGCAACCGCUCCCUCACCGUCGUCUCCUGCUCCGACGGCUCCAACGGCCUCAUGACCAAGUACCACUGGAACUUCCAGUCGCAAAUCACGAACUUCCCCUACGUCGGCGGCGUCGAGGCCGUGGCCGGCUGGAACUCGCCCAGCUGCGGCACCUGCUGGUCCGUCACUUACAACGGCAAGACGAUCAACAUCCUUGCUAUCGACCACGCCGGCUCCGGAAUCAACAUGAGCAAGGAGGCGAUGGAUGCGUUGACUGGUGGCAACGCGGAGCAGUUUGGACGCGUGGAUGCGGUGGUUGCUAGUGUGCCGUUGAGCGCUUGUGGGCUUUAGGAGACGAAAUCAGUGGCAGGGAGGAAAUUGAAGGGGAGAAGUGAGGGUGGUGCACGUGGUGAUUCUGAUGCACAUGGGGAGGAUUCAUCCGCCACUUUGACAUAGGAGGUGAAGGUCGGGAAGGCGGUUAUGGGAUGGAUGCAGACGACGCCAGAUACGCCGGCACAGGAGAAUGGGGGGUCGAAGGACGACGAUUCUUCGUUCAUCACGAGAUUGUUUUGGACGUGGAACACGAUUGCUGGUAGAUCGGCGUACCUGAUCGUGGCGUUUUUGUUGGUGGUGAGGAUUGGGCAGAUUACGGAUUAUCAUCGUUAAUGGUGUAUGGUUAAUGAAUCAAUGGUUAUUAUCACUCAA
Molecule: messenger RNA, 1190 nt
Organism: Neurospora tetraspora
Lineage: Eukaryota; Fungi; Ascomycota; Sordariomycetes; Sordariales; Sordariaceae
Product: Cerato-platanin
Exons: 2
Coding region: 420-836 (138 amino acids)
Source: RefSeq, a predicted model, not a curated record